This is a messenger RNA of Micropterus salmoides (largemouth bass), 3531 nucleotides long. Its product is annotated as GDP-Man:Man(3)GlcNAc(2)-PP-Dol alpha-1,2-mannosyltransferase-like. Gene Ontology annotation, cellular component: endoplasmic reticulum membrane. The transcript is spliced from 6 exons. Gene Ontology annotation, biological process: protein N-linked glycosylation. Gene Ontology annotation, molecular function: GDP-Man:Man(3)GlcNAc(2)-PP-Dol alpha-1,2-mannosyltransferase activity. The coding region runs from base 15 to 1580 and encodes 521 amino acids. Lineage: Eukaryota; Metazoa; Chordata; Actinopteri; Centrarchiformes; Centrarchidae. The record is from RefSeq and is a predicted model, not a curated record.
UCUGUGUUGUCAAAAUGGCAGGACAGGAGCACCAACACCACCACCACCACUUCUCUCUGUGUUUCUGCGAUUUAAUGAGGUUGCUGUGGUCCCUGGUGGUCCCCUGCGUCUACCUCAGCCUGCUCCUGACCCUCGUCCUAGUGCUGCUCCUGCUGGGGGUCCGCAUGUGGCUGCGGGGCCGCCGCCAGGCCCGCCGGGCUCAGGGCGGCGGCCCCGCGGUGGCUUUCUUCCACCCGUACUGCAACGCCGGAGGAGGCGGGGAGCGGGUCCUCUGGUGCUCCCUGAGGGCCCUCAUGCACCGAUACCCCGGCGUCUCUUUUGUGGUUUACACGGGCGACCAGGGAGUGACCGGCGAGCAGAUUCUGGAGGGAGCCCGACAGCGUUUCAACAUCACGCUGCCUCGACCGAUCACCUUCAUCUUCCUGCGUCACCGCACGCUGGUGGAGGCCAGCUCUUACCCUCACUUCACCCUGCUGGGUCAGAGCGCCGGCUCCAUGUUCCUCGGCUGGGAAGCGCUGACCGCCUUCGUUCCUGACCUGUUCGUGGACUCGAUGGGCUACGCCUUCACCCUGCCCAUCUUCCGCUACCUGGGUGGCUGUAAGGUGGCGAGCUACGUUCACUAUCCCACCGUCAGCACCGACAUGCUCUCUGUGGUCCGAGAGAGGAACCCCAGAUUCAACAACGCCGACUUCAUCUCCAGAAACCCGGUGCUGAGCGCGGCGAAGGUGGUGUACUACUGCUGCUUCGCCCUGCUGUACGGCCUGGCCGGCUCCUGCAGCGACGUCAUCAUGGUCAACUCCACCUGGACGCUGGGACACAUCCUGGCCCUGUGGCGCUGUCCCAACCGCACCAGCGUCGUCUACCCGCCCUGCGACGUCAGGGCCUUCCUGGACGUCCCGCUGGAGGAUGAGGACGAGGUGGAGGAGGGCUGGGAGGAGCUCGGACGGGAGCUCGAAGAGGAAGGAGGAGGGGACAGGAAGUGCCACGCCAUCGUGUCGGUGGGUCAGUUCCGACCGGAGAAGGACCACCAGCUGCAGAUCCGGGCGUUUCACAAACUGCUGACCGGGAGGAAGGAGGGGCCAGGGGGUCGGGAGUCUCUGCGGCUGGUGCUGAUCGGCGGGUGCAGGAACCAGGAGGACGAGGAGCGGGUGCUGAUGCUGCGGGGGCUCUGCCAGGAGCUGGGCGUGUCGGACCGGGUCGACUUCAAACUCAACGUGGCCUUCGAGGAGCUGAAGAGGGAGCUGGUGGACGCCACCAUCGGUCUGCACACCAUGUGGAACGAACACUUCGGCAUCGGUGUGGUGGAGUGCAUGGCUGCAGGCACCAUCGUCCUCGCUCAUAAGUCUGGAGGGCCGAAGCUGGACAUCGUGGUGCCGUACGAGGGCGGACAGACGGGCUUCCUGGCCGACAGCGAGGACAGCUACGCCGCUGCCAUGGAAUCCAUCCUGGCGCUGUCUCCGUCGGCCAGACUGGAGAUCCGACGUAACGGCCGGCGCUCCGUGGAACGCUUCUCCGACCAGGAGUUUGAGGCUUGUUUCCUUGCCGCCACGGAGUCUCUGAUGAGUAAACUGGAGCGAUGAGGAAGAGCAGACGGGGCCGGCGGUCCAUCAGGGACCAGGACUUCAUUUAAUUCACAUUUAGUAAAGAGUGACCCAGUUUAAAACGAUAGACUCUGAUUCCUGGUGGACACGCAGCGCUAACAUUGUCCUUCUUGUCCACUGCGAUGAAUCUAAAACCAAAAGAACAAGGACGUUUCCUGUGACUUUGCGUGUGUCAAACUCGUGUGAGGGUGUCGGGAGAGCUGAUGCACGAUGACAUGAAGGAACCUGAACCUGUAUACAAACAGCUCAGAGUAUCUAAACGUGUUGAGCUUCGGUGUACACAGAAGCAGAUGACAGAUGCAACAUAAAUUGUAAAACAUACAAAUGAAAGUGUCCGUGUUGAUGUGUCGUUGGAUAACAGCUGGAAAGUCCUCGAGUUUUCAGGAAACUUAACUGUUUAAUCGCAGUUUUCCCAGCAGGAAGUUACAAUUUAGGAGCAGCUUGUUUGUUUUCUUAGCGGGUUUUAAAUGAGAAUAUUAUGGGUGAUAUCUGCUCCAGGAGCUACUGAGCCUAGCUUAGCACAAAGGCUGAAAUCAGGAAGCCUGAAAUGGUUUUAGAAACCCCCGUGUUUGUAGUUUUUAUAUAAAUCGAAGUAGUUCAAGUCCAGUGAAAAACCUUAAAUGGUCCCAAAGUAAGCAGCAAACUUUAAGUUCUAAAAUUAACAAUUAAAUUAAGAAGUUUUGUUCAUUUCACUAAAGCUUGUGAGGUUGUUUCAAGGUGUUUACUGGUUCCACUGCUGCAGAAUAACUAAAGAAGGCAAAGUUUAGGUCAGUAAAACUGAGAAAUAAUGUAAAUUUCAGAGUUACAGCUUUUAAUGAUCAAGUAAUGAAUUAACAACUUAAACAAAGUAAAUGAAGCCUUGAAAGUUCAUGCAAAAGCACAUGUCUACAGUAAACACCUUGGAACAGCAUGUUAAAACGAGCUUUAUUUGGCCUAUAUUAUAUAUAAUUAUAUAAACUAUAUAUAUAAUAUUAAUGAAGGCCGACAGAGCAGCUGGUCAUCAGUUCAUCCUACAGUGAGAUAAUGAACGAAACUCAUUCAUUUCAUUUAUAAUUUUAGAUCUGAAAAUGUUUUGGUGACGUGAAGUUUAAAGUUUGUUGCUUACUUUGGGACCAUUUAAGGUUUUUCACUGGACUUGAUUUACAGAAGAACUACAAACAUGGCGGCUAAAAUUUCUUCCAUCUGUUCCAAAUUUUUUUUUAUAGCUAAUGAUCAGUACAUCCAGAAAUUGCCUGUUUAUUUUUUUUUAAAUGCACAAAAAUGCACAAAGUCGGAAACUUAACCGCAGUAGUCAAGUUUCCGUUCACAUGUAAGACUUGUAAAUCAGACGGCUUCAGAGUAUUUCUUUUCUUUUGAUUUAUGCUAGGCUAGCAGUUUCCCCCUGCUUCCAGUCUUUGUGCUAAGCUAACAGGUGUCAGUACUGAUAUGAAUGUGACAGCAUAUUUUCCCAAAGUUUUAAUUUAAGGUGUUUAAAUAUAUUUAGAGGGACAUUUUCCUUCCAAACGGAGAUACAGCUUUUCAUUCGACUCCACUGAAGCCACUAAGUGUUUGCUAGUGUGGAAGUGAGUUAUUAAGUGAUUUUGAUAAUAGUUUUGUUAUGGUGAUGGUUUCGUCUGUUUUUAAAUGACUAACUUGAGUUAAAUGAAGACUUUUCUUUGGAUGUGGCGAAGAAGCACUUUAAGCACGCGUGUGUUUGGGUUAACGUGAUCGCUUAUUUACAUGUUUCACUUCCUGCAUUCCUGUUUGUGGGGCGGUCCGGCCAUGGAAAUAUGACACCGUGUAAAAUCUUAUAAGAAUCUUUAUUUUGAAAGAGGCAAUAUUACUAUUAUCACAUCUGCCUGUGCAGAGAGGACGUUCUGAGUUUGUUUCACUGAGAAAAUGAAAUUCCACUUGAACAAUACUGGAAUAAAUGCAAUCAUUGAACACUUCA